AUGGACUUGAUACACCGACUCGCCUUGCGUGCUCAAGAAUCAACCCCGGUGACUCCCAGUCAGGACACACAAGAGUCUGUUAUCAAAAUUUUGGAUUCCGUUCUUGCGACAGAGGAAUAUCCCUCUGAUCACGCACCUCCUCUGGAUAUCAUUGUCUAUGCGUUGAACAAUAUUCUCCGCCCUGCAUUCCUUCCAGAGCUUAUGUCUGACUUUCUCCAUCUUUUCACUAUGGUUGAAUUCUAUCGGAGAAGGGUGGUUGAAAAGGCUUCCCUGGCAAUUGAGAUGAACACAUUUUAUAGUGAUAAUUCGCAGGCAAAUGUUGUCCUUCUAGACGACGAAGACAAACGAAUCCUUAAGUCAUUUGUCGACGAACAGAAACAUGGGAGGAGAAUAUUUCUUAAAGUCAUCAAGGAGUGUUGUAUACAAGACUUGGAAAGGCUUUGGUUGAUGGACUCUAAUGUCGACUAUUGGGUUCGGUGUCACGAGUAUCUAUCGAUACGAGGCUCACCUGUUACAUUUCGAUUUGGUUUGACAGACAAAGAGUCUGAGGACUUCGAACGAGGUGUGAUUCUAAAACUCAAAGACUUUAUGUACUCGACUAUGCAGACCGGUGAACAACUCCCACGAAAAGGGUGGGUCGCUCGCUUUGGCUCUUUGAGAGUAUUUUGA
Molecule: messenger RNA, 669 nt
Organism: Psilocybe cubensis
Lineage: Eukaryota; Fungi; Basidiomycota; Agaricomycetes; Agaricales; Agrocybaceae
Exons: 3
Coding region: 1-669 (222 amino acids)
Source: RefSeq, a predicted model, not a curated record